Exophiala viscosa is the source of this 960-nucleotide messenger RNA. RefSeq names its product ADP,ATP carrier protein, variant. Bases 1 to 960 code for a protein of 319 amino acids. Gene Ontology annotation, biological process: mitochondrial ADP transmembrane transport; mitochondrial ATP transmembrane transport. The record is from RefSeq and is a predicted model, not a curated record. Gene Ontology annotation, cellular component: mitochondrial inner membrane. Gene Ontology annotation, molecular function: ATP:ADP antiporter activity. Lineage: Eukaryota; Fungi; Ascomycota; Eurotiomycetes; Chaetothyriales; Herpotrichiellaceae. The transcript is spliced from 7 exons.
AUGGUUGACGGCGAUGUUGUUCAGGGCAAGAAGUCCUUCAUGGGCAUGCCUGGCUUCGUGGUGGACUUCUUGAUGGGUGGUGUUUCUGCCGCCGUCUCGAAAACCGCUGCUGCCCCCAUUGAGCGUGUCAAGCUCUUGAUCCAGAAUCAGGAUGAAAUGCUCAAAGCCGGCCGUCUCGACCGCAAAUAUGCCGGUAUCGCCGACUGCUUCAGCCGUACCGCAAAGAACGAGGGUGUGAUGUCUCUGUGGAGAGGUAACACUGCCAACGUUAUCCGAUACUUCCCUACCCAGGCCCUCAACUUCGCCUUCCGCGACACAUACAAGUCGAUGUUCGCCUUCAAGAAGGAGCGUGAUGGCUACUGGAAGUGGAUGGCUGGUAACUUGGCCUCCGGUGGUGCUGCCGGUGCCACCUCCCUUCUCUUCGUCUACUCCCUCGACUAUGCUCGUACCCGUCUUGCCAACGAUGCCAAAUCUGCCAAGGGUGGUGGUGACCGUCAAUUCAACGGCCUGGUCGACGUCUACCGCAAGACCUUGGCUACUGACGGUGUUGCUGGUCUCUACCGUGGUUUCGGUCCCUCCGUCCUUGGUAUCGUGGUCUACCGUGGUCUCUACUUCGGCAUGUACGACUCCAUCAAGCCUGUUCUCUUGGUCGGUCCUCUUGAGGGUAACUUCCUGGCCUCUUUCAUGCUUGGUUGGGCUGUCACCACUGGUGCCGGUAUUGCUUCUUAUCCUCUCGACACUAUCCGUCGUCGUAUGAUGAUGACUUCCGGUGAGGCUGUCAAGUACAAGAGCUCUCUCGAUGCUGCCCGAACCAUCAUGGCUGCUGAGGGUGUCCGAUCCUUCUUCAAGGGUGCUGGUGCCAACAUUCUCCGUGGUGUCGCUGGUGCCGGUGUCUUGUCCAUCUAUGACCAGGUCCAACUUCUCAUGUUCGGCAAGGCCUUCAAGGGUGGUUCCGGCUAA